Molecule: messenger RNA, 3639 nt
Organism: Xiphias gladius (swordfish)
Lineage: Eukaryota; Metazoa; Chordata; Actinopteri; Istiophoriformes; Xiphiidae
Gene: pggt1b
Product: protein geranylgeranyltransferase type I, beta subunit
Exons: 9
Coding region: 1-1104 (367 amino acids)
Biological process (GO): protein geranylgeranylation
Cellular component (GO): CAAX-protein geranylgeranyltransferase complex
Molecular function (GO): CAAX-protein geranylgeranyltransferase activity
Source: RefSeq, a predicted model, not a curated record
AUGGCGGAAGAGGAGAGCCAGUUUGAAGAAUUUGAGCAAAUAGACUUUUUAAGAGAUCGACAUGUACGAUUCUUCCAGAGAACACUUCAGGUGUUACCCGAGAGAUAUGCCUCGCUGGAAACUACCAGGUUAACUAUCAUAUUUUUUGCCCUGUCCGGUCUCGAUGUGCUGGAUGCCCUCGAUGUCAUUGACAGGAACGUCAUGAUUGAAUGGAUCUACUCACUACAGGUUUUGCCCACAGAGGACCAAUCCAACCUAAGUCGCUGUGGGUUUCGAGGAUCGUCACAUAUUGGAAUUCCUUACAGCACUAAGGGUCCAGGUGUGCUCCAUCCAUAUGACAGUGGCCAUGUGGCUAUGACCUACACUGGGCUUUGCUCACUGCUAAUACUGGGAGAUGACCUGAGCCGGGUCAACAAACAGGCCUGCCUGGCUGGUCUCAGAGCACUGCAGCUGGAGGACGGCAGUUUCUAUGCCGUGCCAGAAGGAAGUGAAAAUGACAUACGCUUUAUCUACUGCGCAGCCAGUAUCUGUUACAUGCUGGAUGACUGGUCAGGCAUGGACAUCCAGAAGGCCAUUGAGUACAUCAGAGGAAGUUUGUCAUACGACAGUGGGUUUGGCCAGGGAGCUGGGCGAGAGUCACACGGUGGGUGGACGUACUGCGCCAUAGCCUCUCUGUGUCUGAUGGGUCGAUUGGAGGAGGCGCUGAGUCAGCGGGAGCUGGACAGAAUCCGUCGCUGGUGUAUCAUGAGGCAGCAGUGCGGCUUCCACGGGCGCCCCAACAAGCCUGUAGACACGUGCUACUCCUUUUGGGUGGGAGCUACACUAGAGCUGUUAGAUGUGUUCCAGUAUACGAACUUUGACAAGAACAGGAGCUUCAUCCUGUCCACGCAGGAUCGGUUGGUGGGUGGAUUCGCCAAAUGGCCGGACAGCCAUCCAGACCCUCUCCAUGCCUACUUAGGGCUGUGCGGUCUGUCUCUGAUCGGAGAGCCUAGUCUGAGGAAGGUCCACCCAGCUCUUAACAUCACCCAGAGAGCCUUUCAGCACCUCCAGCAGCUGCAGCAGACAUGGAGGGACAGCACUGGCAGCUGUACCAGACAGCACUGACAGCGGGAUGAUCCACAGGUUUGCGUCUGAACAGGUUCAUUCAGGAACAUCUAACAGUAGUCAGUCAAAGGCAACUGGACUUUUGCUGACUGUCUUGAAGGUGUUUGGCCACUCAUCUUAGGAGCCUUCUUAUUUCAGGAAUCAAGAAGGUUUUUUAAGACUUCAGUUACACGGUAGUAACUUUGGGAAGCUCAUUUUAAAUUGAUCUAAACCAACGUUUCUGUUAAGCACUUUGCACCACACUUUUUUUGCUGCCUUUUUAUUAGUAGACAGUAGUAAGUAACAAUGUGCAUUGUGGUUUGUGGGAAUAAAAUUAUGUGCCAGAAAGUCAAAUUUGAGUCACUGGAGACUUGAAGAAAUUCCAGAUGCCUCAAUUUUGGGUACAUUUUAGAUAAUGACAUUUUGGAAGCUUUCUGCUCCUUAGCCUCAUCAUCAUAGUCAGCAGCGCAAUCUGCUUUAAACCUUCUGCCAAGGAUGAACACUACUGACUAACUUCACAUGGACAUAAGAAACAUGCUCUAAGUAAACAUUGUUCACAGUCUAAGGAGCGAUGCCGAGUAGGGCUUAGGGAACAUCUAUAUUAUCUUUUUAAAUGGUUGUGGAGUAACUUCAGUAGUUCGAGGUGUUUCAGCCGGCUGGUCUGAUUUAAUGUGAAUCGACUAGCUAUGCUUUUGCUGAAUAAUGUCCCCAUAUUCUAUAACACAAAAAAAUAAGAUUAGUUUUCGUUUUUGUUGACAAACUAGUAUGAGUCCAGUGGUAGUUUUGGGGGAAAAUGUGGAAACUGUUGAGACGAAUAUUCGUGUUUCCUUUAGAUUAACAUUCCUACAUUCUCAGACAAAAUAAAAAACAAUUCAAGGCACUGUCCUCCAGACAGUAUAUAUAGUGUUUUUAUGCUUCUCUCUCUUCAUAACAUCUCCAUCCUUAUAUUGCUCUUGGACCUCUUGAAAUCCUGGAGCUCUCCACUCCCAAAGGUGAUACCAGCCUGGUAGGUUUAGUCUCUUGAGUUUCUCACUUCAGCAUCCACUAGUUAUACCACUGCAGGCUUUGUUCAGUUAUCAAGAGAGAUUUAAAUGCAACUGCUGGGGUGAAAUUCACUGGAAAAGCAACAAAGAGCCAACAACCCCCUCUGAGGUCAAAUAUAAGACUGUUGGGGGGGAAAAAAAAAACCCUGUAAAAAGAAGAUUAAAAAGUAAAUUUAGCUACAGCCCUUAUCAUUCCAGAUCACAGAAAAUGUAAUUUAUUGUUCAAAAUUUUCCUCACGGUAAAAGAAAAAUAGAUCGGGCCUUAAGGAAGUUUGUUAAGAAAGGGAAAAUCGCUUCUUUCCUGCAAGGUAGUAGCUGUCAAUUCUAGCAGCAGAUCCCAUCCCGACAUCCCCUGACUCUUGAACCUUGAACUGAUCUGAUCCGCCUUCCUUCACCAGCUUCCAUACUCCCUUCAAGGCACUAGCUGGCCUGAAAUCAAUAGGAGAAAGAUGAGACAGUGGUAUUAUAACUUGGGGAUAUGUAUUCUUUUGAAUAGCACUGGGAAUUGACAUGUUAUUUUCAGAACAGAAGGGAUGCAGGCAAAAACAAAGAACAAUGUGCAUUAGCAGAACGUGCCAGAGAGAGUCAGGUUACAGAUACAGCUGUUAUCUAACAUGCUCUUCACAUUCCUUUUUGUCCUGUAAUGUUGACCUCCAACAAGACUUGAAGUAGGUUUGUGAUACUACCAUCUACCCCUUGACUCUCCAUCUCUUACCCAUUGUCUGCACAGACGUUUACAGGCAUUGAAAGCCGCUUGCAGCUCAUACCAGUGACCAUCAGGCCUUCUUGCCCUUGCACUGAGCUACAAAUUGGAAAUUUAGAGUUUUAAAUCCUAAUGCGAUCCUAACAUGGUGACACAUAGGCACUGAUAUCCUGAGCAGAGCCCAACCAGUUCCUCUUGCCUUCUCAUCACAUUUCGAUUCCCAGCAAGCAACAUUACCAGCUUCACAGAUACCUCAAGCCCCCCUGGUGAAGCCACACCCUUUCAUUAUAAGACUGCUGCCACAGCAAACACCUGCUCCCUGACAUAAAGAGCGAGGAGGAAACAAUAUCACAGAAGGUCAGAAAUACAGUGGCCUGUCUGCAUCAUGUUACCUGCGGGAGUUUACUAUGUGUAGCCCCAUUUCUGACUAGAUAUGAAAAUAAUAUCGCCUGCUUUUCUUUGUAACGUGUAAAAUGAAGCCGUACCUGGACUCGUCUCCUUUCCCGCCAAGUUGCCCUCUUUUUCAGACUUAGAAACCAGACCAGGCAGACAGAGGAAAUGAGAGAAGAGAGGAGGAGAAGUGAAUAAAUAAAUAAUUUGACCCAUCUAUUAUUAAAAGUAAACUGUCAGAGGCUGGAAUCUCUGCUCUGGACCCCGACCAAACCUCCAGUGUUAAAUAGCCUUGUCUCUUUUUAGCCAACUGCGUCUUAUAUUGCUGAAUUAUUUUAUGCUACUCUUUUGCCUGAGAGGCUUUGAUUGAGUUACUCUUUCUGAUCUAGCCCACUUCUAUCCUGCUAUUUUUUUUUUUUU